Girardinichthys multiradiatus is the source of this 2117-nucleotide messenger RNA. RefSeq names its product CDC45 cell division cycle 45 homolog (S. cerevisiae) (gene cdc45). The record is from RefSeq and is a predicted model, not a curated record. Gene Ontology annotation, biological process: DNA replication initiation; mitotic DNA replication preinitiation complex assembly; double-strand break repair via break-induced replication. The coding region runs from base 155 to 1861 and encodes 568 amino acids. Gene Ontology annotation, cellular component: DNA replication preinitiation complex. The transcript is spliced from 18 exons. Lineage: Eukaryota; Metazoa; Chordata; Actinopteri; Cyprinodontiformes; Goodeidae. Gene Ontology annotation, molecular function: chromatin binding; single-stranded DNA binding; DNA replication origin binding.
AAUGACGCACGCAGUUGGCGCCAGAUUUCUAACACAACAGCACCGCAGUCCGUGGCAGCCGGAGCUUCACUGACAACAAACGAAUAUAACUUCUCAAUUCAACCAUUUUAGGGGCUUUUAUCAGGCUUGUCUCCUAUUUAUUCGCAAUUGGAACAUGUUUAUCACUGACUUAAGGAAGAAUUUUUAUGACGUUGUUGCUAACCAGAGAGUCGCCCUCCUGGUUGCAGCGGACAUCGAUGCCCUCUGCGCCUGUAAGAUACUGCAGGCGCUGUUUCACUGUGACCAGAUCCAGUACACACUGGUGCCGGUUACAGGCUGGCAGGACCUCAGCACUGCCUUCCUGGAACACAAAGAGCAGUUUCGUUACUUUGUUCUUAUAAACUGUGGGGCCAACGUCGACCUCCUUGAGAUGCUGCAGCCGGACGACGACUCCAUCUUCUUCAUCUGCGACACCCACCGGCCCGUGGACGUGGUUAACGUUUACAACGACACUCAGAUCAAGCUGCUCAUCAAACAGGACGACGACCUUGGCGUGCCGGCGUACGACGACAUCUUCCGGGACGACGAGGAUGGAGGCGACUCUGGGAACGAGAGCGACGAAGGCUCGGAGCCGUCGGGCAAACGGAGGAGAUUUGAUGAAGGGGCUAUUGAGAGAAGAAUUGAAAGGCAGAGAGCCAAACGGGAGUGGGAGGCACGAAGGAGGGAGAUCUUGUUCGACUAUGAGCAGUAUGAAUACCACGGGACCUCUGCUGCAAUGAUAUUUUUCGAGCUUGCCUGGGUUUUGACCAAAGACACGAAGGACAUGCUGUGGUGGGCCAUCAUUGGUCUGACAGACCAGUGGGUUCACGAUAAGAUCACGCACAUGAAAUAUGUGUCAGAUAUUGCAACGAUGCAGCGACACGUUUCCCGACAUAACCACCGAAACGAGGACGAGGAGAACUCUCUGUCCAUCGACUGCAUGAGGAUCUCUUUUGAAUACGAUCUUCGACUGACGUUAUACCAGCACUGGUCUCUGUAUGAGAGCAUAUGCAAUUCCUACUACACAGCAUGCUGCUUCAACCUUUGGACCUUAAAAGGCCAAAAGAAGCUCCAGGAGUUCUUGGCCGAUAUGGGGCUACCCCUGAGACAAGUGAAACAGAAGUUUAAUUCUAUGGACAUUACAAUCAAAGAAAACCUCAGAGACGUCAUUGAAGAAUCCUCUAAUAAAUACGGAAUGAAGGACAUUCGCAUUCAGACAUUCGGUGUCCACUUUGGCUUUAAGAACCGUUUCCUGGCCAGCGACAUGGUGCAUGCUGCUGCUGCCUUGCUGGAGAGCACAGAGAAAGAACAGAAUGACACCACUGACAACUUCAUCAAAGCACUCGAUUCCCUUUCACGGAAUAACCUUGAUUGUCUGAAGGCAGGUAUCAACCUGGCUAAGAAGAAGCUGAUUGCCAUCCAGCAGACUGUAGCUAGCUGCAUCUGUACUAACCUCAUCCUGUCGCAGGGACCUUUCCUCUACUGUUACCUGAUGGAGGGAACACCUGAUGUGAAGCUCUUUUCCAAACCGCUGGCCCUAACUCUGCUGUGCAAAUACCUGCUGAAGGCGUUUGUCCACUCCACGAGGAACAAACGCUGCAAACUGCUUCCUCUCAUCAUGGCUGCUCCUAAAGACGUGGAGAAGGGGACCGUUAUUGUUGUGGGAAUCCCUCCAGACUCUGAGACAUCGGACAAGAAGAAUUUCUUUGGUCGGGCCUUUGAAAAAGCUGCAGAAAGCACCAGCUCCAGAACUCUUCAUGAUCACUUUGAUACUUCAAUAAUCGAGCUAAAGACGGAGGAUCGGAGCAAGUUUCUGGAUGCACUCAUCACUCUGCUGUCAUGAAAACACAGCGGCAGUCGGAGAAACAUGAGUUUUGAAGCCAGGCCCAAAUUCUUCAAGUGUUUACAUCAGAUAAAUAUUCUGGUCUGGUUGUUUUUAUGUUUGAAAUGUUUUUAUUGGUUUUAUGUGUUUAUUGUACAGAUCUCUUAUCAGUCUUUUGGACUUUUUUAGUUGGUUGUAAAUGGUCCCGUCUCUUACUCCAAUCUAUACAUAUGUGUUGUUCAUUAUAAACAUGUUUAAUAAAUGAUUUUAAACUCUU